Vanrija pseudolonga is the source of this 1332-nucleotide messenger RNA. RefSeq lists its product as uncharacterized. NCBI's taxonomy places the organism in Eukaryota, Fungi, Basidiomycota, Tremellomycetes, Trichosporonales, Trichosporonaceae. The record is from RefSeq and is a predicted model, not a curated record. The transcript is spliced from 4 exons. The coding region runs from base 1 to 1332 and encodes 443 amino acids.
AUGACUCAAAACAUGGCGCCAGUCGGCUGGGCGAUGGGGGCGGACCUGUACACUGGAUGGCCUGGCUUCUCCACCAGCAGCAGCGACAAGAAAGUCGAGCGGUCGCUCAAGAAGGGCAUCAGGACCCAGGAGCAUGUGCGCAUGGCGUUUGGGAGCAAGCGGUCCCACGACGAGGUCUUCCGCCGGCGCGUGCUCAACGCCUACCUCGACACUAAGUUUUGGCAAAACGAGGACCGGGGCAAGCUGGUGCGCAAGCUCAACCGCCUCGAGUGCCAUCCCACCAUCACAUCAUCAGCCACCCCUGAGACCUGCCUGACAAUUCAGUACCCGCAGUUCCGGGAGACUUUUGCAGCAGUGCGAAACGCGUGGGAUCUCCCCGACUCGACCGUCCUGCCCCCGAGGAAGAAACCAUCCGAGACAGCAGGCGCAGAGGACGACACGGCGACGCCCACCAUGCCAGAGCACGCCCAUGGCGGCGGGGCCGAGACGCCAGCGUUUGACCUGCACAAAUUCCCCGGGGUGCCGAAGACUGUGCCGGAGAGUUUACACCGGCGAAGCCUGAGCAUCUCGACGGCGUCAACGUCGACGGGGUCCGACUUGUCCUCCCCGGCGACACGGCACGCGGCGAUGUUGUCUGUGCUCGACAUCCACCGCGCACUCGCCGAGACGAGCCUCGACGGCGGGCCGGAAGAAGAAGUGCUGCCCGAGGAAGAAGGGGAAGAAUCCGACGACGUAGGCGAGUUCGACUCGGAGGACGACCAGCCCCCGCCGUCGCUCGUGUCCGACAAGCGGAGCAGCAUGCACACGAGCGCCCCGGCGUCCGUGUACCUCGGGUCUGCGUCCAACCUGUCCACGCUGACCGUGACGGGCGCGACGGUAGUGACGACGACCGUGUCGGUGCGUUCGAGCGUGUCGGCGCCGUCUUCCCCGCCAAGCGGGACGACGACGCCGCCGCCGCCCUCGUCGCUGCAGGCGCCGCUGGCGCUACGUGACGCCGCGGCGGCCGCGACUGGCGCCACUGUCGACGCCAAGCAUCUCUCCGCGCUCGGUUUCGCGCUCGACAGCCGGCCGAGGCGCGCUAGCCUGCGCCCGCUCGGCAAGCGCCUCGUAGUGCACCGGAUAACGCACAGCCCGCGCGAGGAGGUCGCCGUCAGCGGCGAGGGCGACCCCAUGUUGUCGCCCCGCCUGCCGUCCACGCCGGAGAGCGCGCGUGAGGCGAGAGAGCGCGAGCGCGCCGACCGCGAGGACCAGUGGCGCAGAGUCAAGGACGAGAACGCCGCCGCGACCGCUGAGAGGACGCCGCGCCCGCCGUCGUGGUUGAAGGACGACUAA